Molecule: messenger RNA, 2161 nt
Organism: Mandrillus leucophaeus (drill)
Lineage: Eukaryota; Metazoa; Chordata; Mammalia; Primates; Cercopithecidae
Gene: CCNB1
Product: cyclin B1
Exons: 9
Coding region: 254-1555 (433 amino acids)
Biological process (GO): regulation of cyclin-dependent protein serine/threonine kinase activity; mitotic metaphase chromosome alignment; mitotic cell cycle phase transition
Cellular component (GO): mitochondrial matrix; cytoplasm; cyclin B1-CDK1 complex
Molecular function (GO): cyclin-dependent protein serine/threonine kinase regulator activity
Source: RefSeq, a predicted model, not a curated record
CGAACGCCUUCGCGGGAUCGCCCUGGAAACGCAUUCUCCGGGACAGGCAGCCACCAAUGGGAAAGGAGUGAGUGCCACGAACAGGCCAAUAAGGAGGGAGCAGUGCGGGGUUUAAACCUGAGGCUGGGCCUGCUUUUCCCGGCGUGCUGCGGAGGAACGGCUGUUGGUCUCUGCUGGGUGCAGGUCCUCGGCUGGUCGGGGCUCCGGUGUUCUGCUUCUCCCCGCUGAGCUGCUGCCUGGUGAAGAGGAAGCCAUGGCGCUCCGAGUCACCAGGAACUCGAAAAUUAAUGCUGAAAAUAAGGUGAAGAUCAGCAUGGCAGGCGCAAAGCGCGUUCCUACGGCCCCUGCUGCAACCUCCAAGCCCGGAUUGAGGCCAAGAACAGCUCUUGGGGACAUUGGUAACAAAGUCAGUGAACAACUGCAGGCCAAAAUGCCUAUGAAGAAGGAAGUAAAACCUUCAGCUACUGGAAAAGUUAUUGAUAAAAAACUACCAAAACCUCUUGAAAAGGUACCUAUGCUGGUGCCAGUGCCAGUGUCUGAGCCAGUGCCAGACCCAGAACCUGAGCCAGAACCUGAGCCUGUUAAAGAAGAAAAACUUUCGCCUGAGCCUAUUUUGGUUGAUACUCCCUCUCCAAGCCCAAUGGAAACAUCUGGAUGUGCCCCUGCAGAAGAAGACCUGUGUCAGGCUUUCUCUGAUGUAAUUCUUGCAGUAAAUGAUGUGGAUGCAGAAGAUGGAGCCGAUCCAAACCUUUGUAGUGAAUAUGUGAAAGAUAUUUAUGCUUAUCUGAGACAACUUGAGGAAGAGCAAGCAGUCAGACCAAAAUACCUACUGGGUCGGGAAGUCACUGGAAACAUGAGAGCCAUUCUAAUUGACUGGCUAGUACAGGUUCAAAUGAAAUUCAGGUUGUUGCAGGAGACCAUGUACAUGACUGUCUCCAUUAUUGAUCGGUUCAUGCAGAAUAAUUGUGUGCCCAAGAAGAUGCUGCAGCUGGUUGGUGUCACUGCCAUGUUCAUUGCAAGCAAAUAUGAAGAAAUGUACCCUCCAGAAAUUGGUGACUUUGCUUUUGUGACUGACAAUACUUACACUAAGCACCAAAUCAGACAGAUGGAAAUGAAGAUUCUAAGAGCUUUAAACUUUGGUCUGGGUCGGCCUCUACCUUUGCACUUCCUUCGGAGAGCAUCUAAGAUUGGAGAGGUUGAUGUUGAGCAACAUACUUUGGCCAAAUACCUGAUGGAACUAACUAUGUUGGACUAUGAUAUGGUGCACUUUCCUCCUUCUCAAAUUGCAGCAGGAGCUUUUUGCUUAGCACUGAAAAUUCUGGAUAAUGGUGAAUGGACACCAACUCUACAGCAUUACCUGUCAUAUACUGAAGAAUCUCUUCUUCUGGUUAUGCAGCACCUGGCUAAGAAUAUAGUCAUGGUAAAUCAAGGACUUACAAAGCACAUGACUGUCAAGAACAAGUAUGCCACGUCGAAGCAUGCUAAGAUCAGCACUCUACCACAGCUGAAUUCUGCACUAGUUCAAGAUUUAGCCAAGGCUGUGGCAAAGGUGUAACUUGUAAACUUGAGUUAUAUUUACAAAUAAAAUUGGCACCAUGUGCCAUCUGUACAUAUUACUGUUGCAUUUCCUUUUAAUAAAGCUUAUGGCCCCUUUUACUUUUUUAUAGCUUAACUAAUUUGAAUGUGGUUACUUGCUACUGUAGGGUAGCGGAAAAGUUGUCUUAAAAGGUAUGGUGGGGAAUAUUUUUAAAAACUGCUUUUGGUUUACCUGGGGAUCCAAUCGAUGUAUAUGUUUAUAUACUUGGUUCUUGUUUUAUGUACCUGGCUUUUACUUUAUUAAUAUGAAUUACUGAAGGUGAUGGAGGUAUUUGAAAAUUUUACUUCCAUAGGACAUACUGCAUGUAAGCCAAGUCAUCAUGGAGAAUCUGCUACGUAGUUCUAUUUUAAAGUAAAAGUCUACCACCAAAUCCCUAGUCACCCUGUUAGAAUUCUGUUUCUUCUGGUGAUUGCUGCCAUAAUUCUAAGUUAUUUACUUUUACCACUAUUUAAGUUAUCAACUUUAGUAUCUUCAAACUUUCACUUUGAAAAAUGAGAACUUUAUAUUCUAAGCCCAGUUUUCAUUUUGGUUUUGUGUUUUGUUUAAUAAAACAAUACUCAAAUA